AUGACACACUCACCUGCUACCAACGGUUCCGUGCAAGAUGCUUACCCUGCUACGCCAACCAACAUUGACGGCCAAACCAAGUGGAAGCCAACAGGAAAAAUGGUCAAAGAAGAGGGUGGUGUGCGUUUCAUGGACAGUUAUCUUUGGGCAAAUAUUCAUGAUGAGCUCCAAGCCAUGAGGGAGAUUGUCGAUACUGAUGAUCCAGAAGAAGCCAGCGUGAUGGGCUCCGAGGACUUGAGUCCGGAUUACAAUAUCGAUCUCUUAAUUCCAUCAGACGCCUCGAACCGGUCUAUCGAGGAUCACCAACCUGAUCCAGUUCACAUCUUCAGACUCUGGCAAUUGUUUGUUGACCGCGUCAACCCAUUGACCAAGAUCAUUCAUGUCCCAUCCGUCCAGCCAUUUGCCUUGGAGAUGGCGACCGACGUGAACAAAAUUCCACUCAAUUAUCAGGCCCUGCUGUUUGCCAUCUUCACCAUGGCGACGGUAUCUCUAUCAGAAACCGAAUGUCUUCAGAUGCUGGGAAUUACUCGCGACCAAGCUUUACGACGAUAUACCAUUGGGACCAAGUUGGCACUGACAAAAUUCAACUUUCUAAAAAACUAUGAUAUGGUGGCUCUUCAGGCUUUGCUGUUGUAUUUGUUGUCUCUUCAAAACCGAUACGACCGCCAUGCUGCAUGGAUUCUAAGUGGCAUGGUUGUAAGAAUUGCCCAGAAGAUGGGUUACCAUCGCGACGGUGACUAUUUGGGGCUCAACGCUUUCGAGACGGAGAUGCGACGGCGUAUGUGGUGGCAGAUUAUUCUACAAGAUGCAAAGAAUGCUCUGGUCUCUGGAUUGAGUCAUUCGCUUCUCCCAAGCAGCUGGGAUACCAAGAUGCCGCAAAACGUCAACGAUGCCGACUUAUUCCCUGGAUCAAUCGAACCCGUUCAACCUCGCGAAGGCCCGACAGAAAUGGCAUUUUGUCUGAUCGGCUAUCAGGUUGCCAAAUUUUUAGUCAACGCUGAAUCUCUCCACGGGCACCCGGGUUUGGAGGCUGCUGUUAUGGGUGAUCUUGAAGGUCAAGAUCCUUCGAAUGUUCCGAGCAUCCAAGAGUACAGAGAGCUGGUAGACAUGCUGGAGCAAAAUCUGUUGGAAGUGGAGGCUCGCUAUAUCGAUCCUACAGCUGGAAACGUACACAUUGCUGCUCUCAGUAUUCGUCCAAUGAUCUGCAGUAAAAUGAGGGAGAUAUUGGUGCCUAUGAGAGAACAGCCCGAGUGGCAGACUGGAGAAAUUCGCGACAAAAAGGACAACCUCUUCAAGAUUGUCUUGAUGAACAACGAACACAGUACCGAUGCGUACGGCAUCAUGGACGAGACGGGAUUCCUUUGGUUCCUCAAAUUCCAUUUCCAGGUCGACAUCUUUACCGUCAUGACGAAACAGCUUUGCCAACGACCGAAAGGCUCCCUUGCCGACCGCGCUUGGAACAUGGUUGAGAAGAUCUAUCAUUAUCACCCUGAACUCCUGGACAUGACUCACAAGACCAACUGCAUCCAGGCUCAAACAGUAUUGAAGGCUUGGAGCAAGCGUGAACAGGCACGCAGAGAAGAUGGUCAGAUUAUAGAAACACCAAACUUCAUCUUUCGCAUACGAGACGUUAUAGCGAGCGAGAGCCGAACUUCUGAACCUUCGCCACAGCAGCCCAUCACACAUGCCCCUGCAAGUGCCACUCAGAUGACAGACCUCGAUCCUUUCCUAGGUAAUUACUUGGACGUCUCGACUCUCAAUUGGGAUUUGUGGGGGACCAUGACCCAACCACCACCACCGCCGCAGCAAAGUCAACUACCGAUUCAAUUAUAUGGCAAUUUUCCUAUGGGUAACUUGGGUUAG
Messenger RNA from Fusarium pseudograminearum CS3096, 1863 nucleotides. RefSeq lists its product as uncharacterized. Lineage: Eukaryota; Fungi; Ascomycota; Sordariomycetes; Hypocreales; Nectriaceae. The transcript has 3 exons. Gene Ontology annotation, biological process: DNA-templated transcription. The coding region runs from base 1 to 1863 and encodes 620 amino acids. Gene Ontology annotation, molecular function: DNA binding; zinc ion binding. The record is from RefSeq and is a predicted model, not a curated record.